AUGGACGCGAGGCCGAUAGAAAAUGCACCAUAUGGUAGUGAAAAAUAUGACGUUGGAGCCCUAACCCAAGAACAACAAAAAAAACUCAAUGAAAUGAAGAUUCGUCGACGGAUAGAAAAUGAACGUUAUAUGCAGCAACAUCCAGAGUUACAGUUUAUGAUCAGAGAUUUUAUACGGCAGGCAUGUCUUCAACGACCAGAAAAUGUUCGAGAAUUUGCAUCUAGUUACUUUACUCAUCCAUUAUUAGAAAAACGAAUAAAAACUUUAACGGAAGAGGGUGUUGAAGAAGCAAAUGGCGAUAUGAAAUUAAUUACAGAUCAAAUAUUUCAGAAAUGA
This is a messenger RNA of Didymodactylos carnosus, 336 nucleotides long. Lineage: Eukaryota; Metazoa; Rotifera; Eurotatoria; Philodinida; Philodinidae. The record is from the annotation of a GenBank genome assembly.